AUGACCAAUAAAUGUUUAGUUCAUCAAAGAUCACACGAAUUCAUUUGUUAUCAAUGUAAUAGUUUGAUAUGUUCAAGGUGUAUCACCGGUCAUAAUAAAGAUCAUCCUGAUCAUUCCGAUCAAUGUGAACAUAUCGAUGACAUCAAACAUUCAUUGAUUACAUUAAAGUUAGAUGAUAUUACUGACAUCACCAUAACAACAACCAAUAAUCAUAUUAAUAAUGACAGAACUGAUAAUAAUAAUAAUAAUCUUUAUAAUAGUAUUAAUUUUCAUUCACAAAUCAAUAAUAAACUUAAAUCUCUGUGGGGAUCAUUAAGAUCAUCGACAUCCAGAUAUCAAAGAUUAUCAACAACAGAGAAUGAUAUCAAACAACACUUUGAACAAUUACAUCAAUAUCUAAUCAUUGAAGAACAUAAACUACAAAGAGAUAUUAUCAAUGAUAAACAUACAAUCACAAAUCAAAUCGAUAAUAAUAUAAAUCAUUUAAAAUAUUUAUUAAAUAUAAUUAAUGUAUUUAAUAAAUUAAAUAGUAAUAACAGUAAUAAUAAUGAUAAUAGUAGUUGUGAUGAUCAAUCAGAUAUUGAAGAUGCAACAUCAUUAUAUUCAACAACAACAAUAAUGGAAUCAAUAACAACAAGUUCAUCAUUACAAUCAUUCAUCAAUCAUAAUAAUCAAACAUUAUUCAAUGAACAUAAUUUUAAAUAUAAUAAUUAUUUCAAUAUUGAUGAACUUCUCAAACAAAAUUCCUCAGAUUCGACAUCAUUAUUAUUAGAUAUCAUUCAUAAAUACAACAAUCAAUUUCAAUGA
Heterostelium album PN500 is the source of this 807-nucleotide messenger RNA. RefSeq lists its product as uncharacterized. Bases 1 to 807 code for a protein of 268 amino acids. The record is from RefSeq and is a predicted model, not a curated record. Lineage: Eukaryota; Evosea; Eumycetozoa; Acytosteliales; Acytosteliaceae. The transcript has a single exon.